UCCUCUCUUUCUACCUUCUUGCACUCUUGCUCAGAAAAAUAAUCCAUGGAGGCUCUCAGACUAGAAGCUCGAGCAUUAGGGUCCCUCUCAGGGGGUUCCACCCCGCUCAAGGCCCUUCUCCCUGGGGCAGAGGGCCUCGUCCUUCCCCCUGGAGAUCCAGAGCUGUGCCGGGAGCAUGGAGAGACGUUUACCUUGUUCUGUGUGGAUGACCUGGAGCCAGUGUGCAGUCAGUGUGGACUCACUGAGACCCACGAGGGGCACAGAGUCUACCCCAUAACGGAGGCUGUACCUGACUGUAAGGGGGAGCUGAACUCUUCACUGGGGAAGCUGCUAGGGAAGAGCAGGAGGUUUGAGAAGGUUACACGGAUCUUUGAACACGCCUCCCAACACAACCAGAGCCAUGCCCAGCAGACAGAGAGACAGAUAAAGGAGGAGUUUGAGAAGCUGCACCAGUUCCUGAGAGAGGAGGAGGAGGCCAGACUAGCCAGGCUGAGGGAGGAAGAGGAGGAGAGGAAUAGAGUGAUGAAGGAAAAGAGAGAGAGAGUGGGAAAAGAGAUGAAGCUGCUGGCUAAAACCAUCCGAGAGAUCGAGGAAGAGAUGAAGGAAGACAGGGAUGACAUCGCCUUUCUGCAGAAUUACCAGGAGACACAUAACCCUUACAGUGAGUCUGGGGGGAGGGACGGAGUGGUGUGUUCCCUAUCUCCCCCCUGCCCCCCUCUUCCCCCAACCCCUCCCUUUCAGUAUAACCCCUUACACAUAACCCCUUACAGGGAGUCUGGGAGGAGGGACGGAGUGGUGUGUCCGCUCUACUCCCCCCAUGCCCCUCUUCCCCAACCCCUCCCUUUCAGCAUAACCCCUUACAGUGAGUCUGGGGGAGGGACGGAGUGGUGUGUCCCUAUCUCCCCCCUGCCCCCUCUUCCUCCCACCACCCCCUCCCUUUCAGCAUAA
Messenger RNA from Oncorhynchus kisutch (coho salmon), 948 nucleotides. Its product is annotated as tripartite motif-containing protein 35. The coding region runs from base 46 to 948 and encodes 300 amino acids. NCBI's taxonomy places the organism in Eukaryota, Metazoa, Chordata, Actinopteri, Salmoniformes, Salmonidae. The transcript is spliced from 6 exons. Gene Ontology annotation, molecular function: zinc ion binding. The record is from RefSeq and is a predicted model, not a curated record.